Molecule: messenger RNA, 2852 nt
Organism: Momordica charantia (bitter melon)
Lineage: Eukaryota; Viridiplantae; Streptophyta; Magnoliopsida; Cucurbitales; Cucurbitaceae
Product: alpha/beta hydrolase family protein
Source: RefSeq, a predicted model, not a curated record
GAGGAUUCUUUUAUUUUCUUUUUCCGUUUUUUCUUUUUAAUUUACUCAUCGGAACAAAGAGAAAGAAAAGAAGAAGAAGAGCACGUUGGUCGGUGACGACGCUCUCCUCCUGCUCCGGCGAUGGCGACGGUGCAAUCCGAUCUUCGCUGUGCUUAUCACAUAGCUUCCUCCACCUUCCGCUCCCUCUCCCCCAAUCUCGUGCUACGGCGAACGGCCGCUGUUCCAGGUCACGUUUUCUCGCCGUCGUUCAAGUUGAGAGCCUUCUCCACUGCCGCCGCCAACGUCAAAGUUUCCGAGAAGCCGUCGAUUUGUACGGCCGACGAGCUUCAUUAUGUCUCCGUUCCGAACUCCGACUGGAGGCUUGCUCUCUGGCGCUACCAUUCCUCUCCUCAGGCGCCGCCGAGGAAUCACCCGCUGUUGCUAUUGUCAGGAGUCGGGACUAAUGCCAUUGGUUAUGAUCUCGCCCCUGGGUGUUCUUUUGCACGGCAUAUGUCUGGUCAGGGGUAUGAUACAUGGAUUCUUGAAGUUCGAGGUGCAGGACUGAGCUUGCAGGAACCAGAUUCGAAAGAAAUUGAACAUUCAGCUAAUGUUAAGUCUGAGCAAAUGGAAGCAGUCUCUGAGAGCAAAGUUAAUGGAACUUUACAAAUGGCAGAAGAGUCAACAAAAAUUCUAAAUGACCUCUCAAAAUCAAAUAGUUGCACAAACGGGAAAGAAUCUGACCUUUCUAUGGUUGAAGAAGAGUACUUCCCAGGAAUAGGAACAAUUUGGGAUGAGUCAAGUCUGGUGACAGAGUUAACAGAAACUUUUAUGCGUUUGUCAGAACGGUUAUCUGGCUUUUUAAGUGAAGGUCAAUCAAAGAUUAUGUCAGCUAAACUAUUUGAUCAAAUGUCAAAACUAUUAGUUGACUCCCAAUUAUCUGAACGUUUUAAUGAGGUAAGGGGAAGACUUUUGAAUUUGUUGGAAACAGGGCAGACCUCAGUCAUUGCUGGCCAGAUCAGGGAUUUGAGUCAAAGGCUUGUAGAAAUUAUCGAAGAAGGUCAGCGAUCUGUUUCACCUCCAUUGUUCAAUUUGCAAGAUCGAUUUUCUUCAACGAUCGACGAUUUUCAGAAACAACUUGAUUUAAUAGUAAAGUAUGACUGGGACUUUGACCAUUACCUGCUGGAGGACGUUCCUGCUGCGAUUGAUUAUAUAAGGGCUGUAAGCAAGCCAAAGGAUGGUAAAUUGCUUGCUAUAGGGCACUCCAUGGGUGGUAUCUUGCUUUAUGCAAAACUUUCUCGUUGUGGUUUCGAAGGACAAGACCCCAGAUUGGCUGCUAUUGUUACUUUGGCGUCAUCCCUUGACUAUACUUCUUCGAAAUCAGCCCUGAAAUUGCUAUUGCCCCUUGCAGAUCCUGCUCAGGCUCUUAAUGUUCCAGUUGUUCCAUUAGGAGCUCUGCUAUCGGCUUCAUAUCCCCUUUCAUCUCGUCCUCCUUAUGUCUUGUCUUGGUUAAAUAAUCUGAUUUCGGCAGAAGAUAUGAUGCAGCCUGAAAUGUUAAAAAAGCUUGUCUUGAACAACUUCUGUACCAUUCCCGCUAAACUUAUCUUACAACUUACUACUGCUUUUCGAGAGGGUGGUUUACGAGACAGAAGUAAUACCUUUUUUUACAAUGACCAUAUUCAUAAAUGCCAUGUCCCAGUCUUAGCGCUUGCUGGAGACCAAGAUCUAAUCUGUCCACCUGAAGCUGUAGAAGCAACGGCAAAGCUUAUUCCUGAGCACCUGGUAACUUAUAAAGUUUUCGGAGAAGCAGGAGGUCCACAUUAUGCCCAUUACGAUUUAGUUGGAGGACGAUUGGCGGCGGAGCAGGUGUACCCAUGCAUUAUCGAAUUUAUUAGCAAGCACGAUGCAAUUUGAUUAUCAACCGAUCAACAAAAUUUCUUUAUGCGUGAUUUGUUCAAAUUCACCUCAUCCUUAAUACUUAUCCUGGGUUUGAGUCGUUUUCAGUUACUGUUCGUGCAUGCUUGCAGAUAAAAUUUCCUCAUCACAAUAACUGUUGUUGAUUCUGCAUUAAAUUUGGUGGUGGAUUGAGAUUCUGUGCAGAGAGGGUUUCGAAGACUUUUGAGGAGCUCGACUUUAAACCCCUGCUGAAUCCAGGUUCUCUUAUUCUAUUUACCGAAGAUGAAUCAGGAAAAGGUCAAGAUAAUUAAUGUACCAGUUUCCGGAUCACACAAAAGAAAACGUAGAGAAUGAAGCAUGAAUGUUCAUUGUAUCAUAUACAUAGAUAUUUAAACUUGAAGACAUCAUAUCAUUUAUUGCUUGAAGAACUUGUAGAUCUCUGUUCAGCUUUUACACUCACAAGAACCUAUAAAUUUCUACUCUGAUUCUUUCAACGACGGAGCAGGUCCAAUGGUCAAAGGAGAUUAUUGGUAAAUUAGUAACAUAUCAUUCAUGAUGGAAAAGAGAGAAAGGUUCUUGCUCUUUUUUUUGUGAAGUAUUGUUGUAUUCUUUGUAAUAUAUUCUGGUCCUGAAUCCUGAUCGUUUCUUUUACCAAAAGUAAAACUCAGCUUCUGACUAAUCUAAUGUGCAGGGAUUAUGAUUCUGAUAUUUUUGGUGGAUCAUGUUCCUAGUGAAGACACAGGUAUUUUACUCUUGCCUGUGGUUUCUUAUACAAUCGUGUACCGACUAAUUAGUAGGUAUGUUCUAUAGACCAUCAAAAUGUUUUUGAGGAAUGCAUUAAGAGGUGAGAGGAGAAAUUUUUUCUUUUUUUCAAAAUAAACAAAUAGUUGUAACUUUUUAACGGUGGUUAGUUGGAAGAUGCCCCUACGGAGCGGUCGAUAUGGAGUGUAUAUAUAUUAUUCUUUGGUUAAAACUUAAAA